Papilio polytes (common Mormon) is the source of this 1034-nucleotide messenger RNA. Its product is annotated as ribosome production factor 1. Gene Ontology annotation, biological process: maturation of 5.8S rRNA; maturation of LSU-rRNA. Bases 156 to 998 code for a protein of 280 amino acids. The record is from RefSeq and is a predicted model, not a curated record. Gene Ontology annotation, cellular component: preribosome, large subunit precursor; nucleolus. Gene Ontology annotation, molecular function: rRNA primary transcript binding. The transcript is spliced from 6 exons. NCBI's taxonomy places the organism in Eukaryota, Metazoa, Arthropoda, Insecta, Lepidoptera, Papilionidae.
GUUUUGCUAAUGUCACUGUCAAAUAUAAGGUCGUUGUGUAUUUUGUAUUGAAUCGAAUUCCAAUAUAAUUUGUGAUUUUCUUUUUAUUUUGUGUAACUAUUUGGUACAGUAACUUUAUAAUUAACUCUAUACCAUUUAUUAACUCAACCUAAAAAAUGGCUCGAGGCAAGGAUAAGAAAAAGCGUAAGUUGGAGAAGAAGCAAGAGGGUGAUGAUGUUCCAAAGAAGAUACCGCAUACUCUGGAAAGUUUACGUGAGAAAGAUGAAACAAUGCUUGCUAAUGUUGAUGAAGAGGAAAAAGAGGAGGCACAAAAAGACAUGGAGUUGGAUGAAAUGUCCUCAUAUUUCCAAAAUGCAUAUGAGCCUAAAGUACUCAUCACAUAUUCAGACAACCCUCAUACAAAGACUCGGAUAUUUGGCAAAGAACUUAUGAGAAUUAUACCUAAUUCAUUAUCUAGAUAUAGACAGAGGUCCUCAGUAAAACGUAUAGUACAGUCAGCAAUAAGAGAAAGUUACACAGAUGUAGUAAUAGUGAAUGAAAACCAGAAGCAGCCCAAUGGGUUCCUGUUGAUCCACCUGCCCAGUGGUCCCACAGCACACUUCAGACUGUCCAGUUGCAAGAUCACACCAGAACUGAGGAAGGAUUACAAAGAAAUCACUAACCAUAGGCCUGAGGUGAUAUUAAACAACUUCAGUACUCGCCUGGGGCUGACAGUGGGCCGCAUGCUGGGCGCGAUGUUCCACUACGAGCCGCAGUUCAAGGGACGUCGUGUUGUUACCUUCCAUAACCAACGGGACUACAUAUUCUUCAGGCAUCACAGAUAUGAAUUCACGUCAGACGGCAAGCGCGCCAAACUGCGCGAGCUCGGGCCGCGCUUCACGCUCAAGCUGGUCUCCCUGCAGCAAGGCACCUUCGACUCCAAGCACGGAGACUACGAGUGGAUCAUCGCCGGACGCAGGCACAUCAUGGAAACUUCCAGAAGAAAAUUCUUUUUAUAAAACUGAAAUAUUUAAAGAAAUCUUUGUUAAACGAAA